Molecule: messenger RNA, 1554 nt
Organism: Verticillium nonalfalfae
Lineage: Eukaryota; Fungi; Ascomycota; Sordariomycetes; Glomerellales; Plectosphaerellaceae
Exons: 6
Coding region: 1-1554 (517 amino acids)
Biological process (GO): transmembrane transport
Cellular component (GO): membrane
Molecular function (GO): transmembrane transporter activity
Source: RefSeq, a predicted model, not a curated record
AUGGCAUCCGAUCCUAGUGGAGAGAAGUUGGCAGCUGAUGUUGGAGUCAGCUCGCUGAACAUCAUCCAAAGACCUGCCGACCCUCCUGAGCAGGAUGCCGAGAACCUCAAAGGUGUAUCGGCAUCUGAUGAUGUCGGUCGAGAGUACUAUCUGCUGAACAAAGACGAGGAGAUUUCAGACGAAGAGAAGAGACAUGUCCGCAACAGGAUUGACCUCUUCCUCCUACCGCUCAUGAUGGUCACAGCAUUUGUGCAAUACUUGGAUAAGUCUACCAUCAACUAUGCGGCCAACUACGGUUUGCGAGAAGAUCUCGGAAUGAAGGGCACGCAGUACUCCUGGGCCAGCUCCAUCUUCUAUUUCGGGUUCUUGGUGUGGCAAUAUCCCUCCCUCCUUCUCCUGCAGAGACUGCCCCUUGGCAAAUACUUCGCGUCGCAGGUCAUGGGAUGGGGUGUGUUCACCUUCUUGAUGGCCGCAGCAUCGAAUUUUGGAGGUUUUGCCACUCUACGAUUUCUCCUGGGGGCCGCAGAGUCGAUCCAGCUGGCAGCAUUCUUCAUCGUUACCAACAUGUGGUACACUCGCGAGGAGCAGCCAAUCCGUCUGAUGGCAUGGUAUGGAAUGAGCCCCCUGGCCAUCAUUGCCGGUUCCCUCUUUGCCUACGGUGUGGGCCACAUCGACUCUGAUAUUGGCCUUUGGAGGUUCCCGUUCAUCAUUUGCGGCGCGCUCUCCGUUGUUUGGGCAGUGGUUCUCUGGUUUGCACUCCCAUCGAACCCCGCCACCGCCUGGUUUCUAUCGGAACGUCAGCGUGUUGUGGCUCUCAGAAGAAUGCAAGAAGUAGGCACUGGCGUAGAGUCGAAGAAGUUCAAGAAAGACCAAGCCAUCGAGGCUGUGCUCGACCCCAAAGUCUGGUUGGCUGCAUUUGGCGUGGGAGCUGGCAACAUUCUGAAUGGCAUUGGUCUGUUUCAAAGUCUCGUGAUCCGGGGAUUUGGCUUCACAGCCCUGCAGACUACCCUUCUGCAAAUUCCUGUCGGUGUCAUCGAGUUGUUCGGCCUCCUCAUCUUCUGUACACUUGCCACAAUCAUUCCCAACUCCAGGCUAGCACUCUCUGUUCUGUGCAAUGCCUUCUCGAUUGUCGGAGCUUCCAUUCUGUACGCCUUUGACCUGAAAGAGCGUUGGGCUUUGAUGAUAGGAUUCUGGGUCAUGUUGGGUUUCAUCCCCUGCGGCUUUUUGCUAGGCAUGGGAACAAUCUCUGGCAAUAUUGCUGGGCAUACCAAGAAGGUCACGGCGCAGGGCAUCAUGUUCAUCACCUACUCUGUGGGAUGCAUCGUCGGCCCCCAACUGUACACGACGCCUCCUUACCGACAGGGCCUCAGGGCCAACAUUGUCGCCCUGGUAGUCGCCCUGAGCUGCAACCUUGCAAACCUGGUGUACAUGGUCUGGGAGAACCGAAAGCGCAAGCAAUUCUUGGAGACGAACAGGCACCUGCUCAAUGAGGAUGACUACACGUUCCGCGAUCUGACGGAUAAGCAGAACCCUUUCGUCCUGAAUGUGCUCUAG